AGCAUCAGUUUGUCGUUAUCAUCUGAACUAACACAGACCACGAUGAAUUCGCUGGUGGUGUUGUUUUCUUUGAUGGCCGUUGCCACGGCGAAGCCUUCACAUCUGGUGGCUUUCCCUGGUGCACCAUCAGCCUAUACAUCCGAGUCUCGAGUUGAUGUCCACUCAUCGCCUUCAAUUGUGACAUCAGCUGCUCAUUUGCAAGCAAAGGCUUUGGCUGAAGGGCACUUCAUCCAUAAACGAUCAGCCGCUUUGGUGGCCUCUGUAUUGGGAGCAGUUGCACCCGUAGCGUCAUCUCACCAAUCUCGUGUAGAUAUUAAAUCAUCGCCAGCCGUCGUCAGCACCUACGCAAGUGCCCCAGUUCUUUCAACAUAUGCUGCAGCGCCAUUCGCCUACACUGCGCCGCUUGCCCGUGUUGCUGCGUAUUCGACUCCUAUUGCGACCGGAGUGUACGGUGUACACCCGUGGUAAACUCAUCGAGAAAUCGGGGAACGUCGAUCCUCGGUUUAGAUACAACGAACGACUGAAAAUAUUUGUACAGAAAGAAAUAAACUAAAAAUAACAAUAAACUAA
Molecule: messenger RNA, 570 nt
Organism: Papilio polytes (common Mormon)
Lineage: Eukaryota; Metazoa; Arthropoda; Insecta; Lepidoptera; Papilionidae
Exons: 2
Coding region: 43-468 (141 amino acids)
Source: RefSeq, a predicted model, not a curated record